AAAGAAUCCCAACAACCAAUCGGGUAAAAGGCGCGUUCGCGGAAACCUGGAAGCAAACAAACACGGAUGAAAAAACAUUUUUUGUUUAGACGUUUCUUGGUUAUUUUCCUGCAGUCAGCAUGGCAAAUCAAGUUGAAGUUGAGUUCAAAAAGGAAACGAUCGCCAAGCUUUUGAAUAAGUCAUUCAAAGAUACCAAAACCAAAGUGAAUAGUGACGCCGUUACCUUGACGAGCGAGAUGCUGCAAAUAUUUGUUGAAGAGGCGUCCAGGCGAGCGCUGAAGCAGGCCACAGCAGAAGACAGCCAGCAGGUGGAGGUGGAGCACUUUGAGAAAGUCCUGCCGCAGCUGCUGCUGGAUUUUUGACUGGUCGCAGUUCUGUCUUGGCACCUCUGGAUGGAGAUGUUGCUUCAUGUUGCUCUUCUGAAAAGAUCAGGGGCCUCAUGUACAAAGACCUCUGUAGAUUUCCUACUCAAUCUUUGCACAAGUGAAAAUCUGAAAAAGAUACAUUUGCACCUAAAGUUUCAAAUAUAGCGGUCCGUACGGACUCAUGCAGACUCAUGUGAAAUCAAGUACACAUGUGCUUUUUCGUGUUGAGUCAGUAUUGGUGCAUCUGAAAAUUAGAGUGAAAAGUUACUGUUACGAAGCAUUUUUUUGUGUAGGCAAGUUUUGUACAUGAGGCCCCGGUUCUGAAGUUCGGCACUGCUAAACUCAGGAGCUGUAAUAAUUAGAACGGUCUGUUGGAAGAAAGGUGGACAUACUGUAGGCAUCUGGUAUUUGAGUCAGACUGAUGUAUUCCAAUUAAUUGUCAAAGCUUGUGAGGUUUAACUGUCAGUCACAGAACGAUUUGGGGAAGAGACACAUUCUCGCACACACCCCAAAGUGUGUGGGAUGCCAAAGUUAGUGGAAACGGUGAAUUCAUCAGCUUUGGUGUCAGUUAAAUUCAUUCAGCACAUGUAUGAAAUGAUUACUUUACAAACCUAGUAAUCAUCAUGACAACUAUUAGGCAGACCUCUCUGUUGUCAUCCAAUCAAAUGCCUUCACUCUUCACUCACAUCUCUUCCCUACCCUAACCUCAAAGCAUGAUGCUGCAAACUGUCUGUAACCAUAGUUACUUUGUAGACUGUGCUGUGAAAAUAUUUUUUCUUUUAACUUUUAUAUUAAAUGUUGGUUUGUAUGCAAUUCAGUAUAAACUCUCCAGAGCUGUGGUCUAGCUUGAUGUGUGAAAUAAAUACCACCCAAUGAUGUGCAUAUUGAA
Engraulis encrasicolus (European anchovy) is the source of this 1254-nucleotide messenger RNA. RefSeq names its product centromere protein X (gene cenpx). Gene Ontology annotation, molecular function: protein heterodimerization activity. Gene Ontology annotation, cellular component: FANCM-MHF complex; Fanconi anaemia nuclear complex. NCBI's taxonomy places the organism in Eukaryota, Metazoa, Chordata, Actinopteri, Clupeiformes, Engraulidae. The record is from RefSeq and is a predicted model, not a curated record. Gene Ontology annotation, biological process: replication fork processing; DNA repair; resolution of meiotic recombination intermediates. Bases 120 to 362 code for a protein of 80 amino acids. The transcript has 5 exons.